This is a messenger RNA of Pelobates cultripes (western spadefoot toad), 207 nucleotides long. Lineage: Eukaryota; Metazoa; Chordata; Amphibia; Anura; Pelobatidae. The record is from the annotation of a GenBank genome assembly.
AUGUCUAAGAUGGACAGCAUUACUCCUGUCACAGAUGGUGCGACUAUUCUGCCACCGUGCGAAAGAGCCACUAACCAGGCAAAAUCGGCUAGAUUAUGGAAGAGGGCAAAAGCCCAAUUAGAUUCUGAGUCAUAUCUCAGUGAUAUUGAGGAGGAGUCCUAUAUGGACAAUUCAGAAGAUCCAUCGGAUCCUCGUUCUGACUUUGGU